Macadamia integrifolia is the source of this 1389-nucleotide messenger RNA. RefSeq lists its product as uncharacterized. The record is from RefSeq and is a predicted model, not a curated record. Gene Ontology annotation, biological process: chromosome segregation; cell division; mitotic cell cycle. Lineage: Eukaryota; Viridiplantae; Streptophyta; Magnoliopsida; Proteales; Proteaceae. Gene Ontology annotation, molecular function: microtubule binding. The transcript is spliced from 7 exons. Gene Ontology annotation, cellular component: spindle microtubule; outer kinetochore. The coding region runs from base 622 to 1119 and encodes 165 amino acids.
ACAUAUAAAAGCAUCAAUAAUGCUGGGAUUUCCAUUUUUCAAUCAGUGGGGCGGUCAUUCUUGCAUUUUUGUGUAUGGAUGUAGCGGCCACGCCUCCUUCUAGGCUUAUUUUUCCCCAAGUAUACACGGUGGUCGGAGUCGAAGAGAAGAGAUUGAGAUUAGAGGCGACAUUGACAUGUACCGUGCUGGUGGGGUUUAUUGGUCGCCGAUGGGGAGGUCUCCGUCUAGGUUUUACAAUGAUUUGAAGCAAAAGAAGAAAAGUCUGAACCAAGAUCACUUCGUUGUUGCUUCUGCCAUCGAUUCUCAUUUUCCGCUUCAAGACAGCUCACCAACGCCGGAGAAGAAUAAAAACUCAUAGAGCAAGUGUAGAGAGAGAGAGAGAGUGAGAGAAUUUCGAGCUGAAACAGAAGAUUCAGAAAAAGGUGCUCUUCUUAUUCAGCCACGUGUGCCCAACGAGCUAAUCCAUCUCAACCGUCCAUUGAUGGUUUGGGUGGACCACAGAGGAAAUCCUUUAAAUUCUCACGAGAAGAUAAAUUUAGAAAGCAUCAACCGCAGCUUCCCGCUUCUCUAUUUUUUCAAAACGAAGAAGAGAGGAGCGAGAUUUCAGAGCACUGCAGAGACAUGGGGCACCAGAAUCCGCAUCUUCAUCGUCAUCAUGAAGCGGUGGAAGAUUUGGCAAACUUGUUUGCCAAAGCCAACCAUGACCUAAGCGUUGUUCAUCACCGGCUCGAGAAGGAGUUCCAGCAAAUCUACCCUGAAAACGCGAAUCCGAUGAAGCUUGUUUAUCGGAUAAAGAAGAUACAGGAAGAUCUCUCGUCCUUGAAAGAGCACUGCCGUGAGCUUCUUAUUGCGAAGCAGAAAGGUGUUGUUUGGUUGCAGGAUUUGAUUGACAAGGCUAAGACAGUUCUAGUUGGGAACAGGAGUUUACUACAACGGAUGCAAGCUUCCUCUGGCAUUCCCAUCACGAGCGAUUCUGAUGAUACAGCUUUCUCUAACUUCAAUCAGAUCAUUGAUGAGUGGACUUCCCAGCUCAGGUCAAAAGCAGGUGAUGUGAAGCAAGACUCUAAUGCAGAGGAUAUCAAUCAACUACUCUUCUCAGCCAUAGUUCAAGGCAGUUGAAGUAGACUCGGAAAACCACAUGACAAUACCAGUUGACAAUUUUCAGUUCCUUGAGCGAUGCUGUAUGUAAUGUACAUGGGUCUGGUUUCACUUCAGCAAGAGCCUUCUGGGUGAACGAAUAGAACCAUCCAUUCCUCCAUUUGAACUAUGAACAUUAGGAUGAAACAAUUAGAAAAACUAAAUAGAUAGUUUGAGCUCGUGAAGCUACUGUAUAUCUUGCAAUUUACCUCUUUCACAGCAAUUGGAAAAUGUGCAACAGUUCUUGAAUAA